Messenger RNA from Gavialis gangeticus (Gharial), 3353 nucleotides. RefSeq names its product claudin 20 (gene CLDN20). The transcript is spliced from 4 exons. The record is from RefSeq and is a predicted model, not a curated record. Bases 1216 to 1875 code for a protein of 219 amino acids. Lineage: Eukaryota; Metazoa; Chordata; Crocodylia; Gavialidae. Gene Ontology annotation, cellular component: bicellular tight junction; plasma membrane. Gene Ontology annotation, biological process: cell adhesion; bicellular tight junction assembly. Gene Ontology annotation, molecular function: structural molecule activity.
AAAAAGGGCCUCCUGUGCCUUGUCCACAGCCAUAUGAGGGAGGGCUAUAGCAUGUGCACAUAGAAACACCCUGCCUCAUUAGGGUGCUCUGAUGAGCCUAAAGCAAGCAGACCUCAUAUGCCUCUGUUACUGGGCCACACCAUGCAGAGAAGUGCUGUGGCAUACAGCUCUCCUGCCUGCUCUGGGCCCAUCACAGAACUAGCUAAUGAGCCAGGACAGCACACACAUGCUGCAGCACUUCCCAGUUUGGCUGUACACUAGGCACAUAGAGUACUUUUACCUGGAGGUAGUGGCACAUGGCUGAGAACCACUGAGGUAAGCCAAGGCACCGCAACAGUGGUUCUCGACCAAGGAUGCCACCAAAUUGAAAAAAGCUGGGGAGGGGUGCCUUGCCUCUAUGAAGGUGAGAGCCAGCGCUUCAACAGAAGCUGUGCCAACUUCCAAGUUAUAGAGUAAUGAUAAUAUUAUGGUCCAACCUUUGAGUAAUACUUUAUAAACCUUCACUGCAAUAGAAAGCAUCUUAGGUUAUGACACAGCCCCUGAUGUUCUUUUUUAACCACUGAGAAUGAAAAAUUACUUUAAGCUCUCUAAAAAUCUCAUGACACAAACAAGCACUGAAAUUAUAUGGAUAACCUGUAUUUAUUUCAUUGUAGAAUCAGCAAGGUUUUCUUCUUGAGUGUACCUUCUUUGCUGCACUGAUUUGUUCAGGCCAUUUUGCCACUGUUCUCUGCAUUCACUAUAUAAACCUCCUUACUAUGCUUUCCUUCUCCAGUCGUUUAUCUGAAUUCAUGGAAUGACAACCCACCAAAAGAAGUUCUAGAGAGAGCUAAAAGUUAUUAAUGAGAGAUGGAACUAAGAGACGGAAUGAGCAGUAAUGCUGCAUUGUAGAAGACGGGGAAAAAAUACUCAAAGCAAUUUUUGUUUAAUAAAACGCCAAUGCCGGUUUCUAUGAGGAACAGAGAUCUUUCCAUUGAAGAGAAACUAUAUUUCUCCAGGGCAUCUACAGUGAAGAAAACAUCUCAGACCUCACAUUCAGCAGCCAAAACUCAAGCUGGACUUCAAGCCUCAGAGUUGUGUAAAGUGCUAAACAGCCUCAGCUCCCCUGUCAGUGGCUACUGAAGACAGACGGCUACAGCCUUGGUUGGGAAGCUAUCAGCCAGUUACACAUAUUUACAAGAGGAACGGGCAGACAAAAGGUGACAGCAGAUCAUCAUCAUGGCAUCAGGAGGUCUACAGUUCUUUGCUUUUAUUCUAGCCCUGUUUGGUGUUUUUGGAGCCAUUACAGCCACUUUACUACCCACCUGGAAGGUGAAUGCAGAUGUGGGUUCAAAUAUCAUAACAGCUGUAACACAGACACAAGGGCUCUGGAUGGACUGCACAUGGUAUAGCACUGGGAUGUUUAGCUGUACCCUGAAAUAUUCAAUACUCUCUCUCCCUGUCUACAUCCAGACUGCACGGACCACCAUGGUACUGUCUUGUAUCCUCUCAGUUUUUGGGAUUUGCAUCUCUACAAUUGGAAUGAAAUGCACAAAGCUGGGAGGGGACAGGGAUACUAAAAGCCACACUUCUUUUGCUGGAGGGAUCUGCUUCAUCCUUGCAGGAAUCUUUGGAUUAGUACCAACAUCCUGGUACACAAGAGAGAUCAUUUUAAACUUUAUGGACCCUACAAUACCAGAGAGCAGUAAAAAUGAACCAGGAGGAGCUGUUUACAUAGGAUUCAUUUCAGCAGGGCUUCUGUUCAUUGCAGGUGCGAUCUUCUGCACUUCCUGUUUUAAAAAGCAGCAGGGACCACGGAUUUACCCCACCAAGCAACAGCACCUCCCGUGCACACAGCAAGAGAACACUGCAGGCUACAACCUAAAGGACUAUGUGUAACUAGAGUUAUGUCUAUCAGCUGCAGCUUUGUUGUGCCAAGUUUGGCUUUGUUUGUUUUAGAUUAAAGGAUAUAUCAAAACAAUACUUAACUUUUCUUAUGUCAGGGCUGCAAUUACUUUUUUGCAAGGUAUUUUUAUUUUUAACAAAAUCAGCAGAGAGAAAAACUGUAGGAAACAAGUGUAUGGUUCAGAGUUUAUUUUUGCUGAUUUUUCAAAUGAAGUUUUCUUUGGUUUCCAAACUGAAACUUACUGAAGAGAAAGGAAUCAUUUAAAACAGGGCAAUACAAUUAACCUGAAGGCUAGGUACAGCAAAUAUGCUUAAAAAAAAAAAAAUCUAUUCAGCAAAAACAAGGCACCAGUAAUGUACCCACAUGGUAUUUUCCCCCCCAGAAUCUUGUUUAAAUUAUAGUGCAAACAAAACCAAUUCUCCUUUUAUGCGGAGCACAAUUUAUUGUUCUUAACAGCCACAUCUGCAUUUCAUUUCCAGUUUUCAAAUGCCAUGGUAACUGGCUUUCUUAAAAAGCUCAGCCACACUGUAUAUCUGCAUAUCAGUAGCUGAAGAACUAACGUUGCCAUUCAGAUAUUGCCAAAAAUACCCCCCUCUUCCCCUAAAACUCCACCUGCUGUGGGUCCCAUUUUUAUUUUAAAAGAAAUGAGUGCUGGGCAGUCUCCAACUGUUGUUAAGCUUUCACCAAACAAAUAAAUGUUAGGUCUAAGGAGGAACAUGACAACAGAUGUGUCCUCACAACUAAGGAAAUGCUUGGAACAUUUAUGCUCAAGACCCUUCCUUUCAGUUACUGUUAUUUACUUGUUAAGUAUUCAAAACCCAAAUCCAAAGGCCAUUGAAAGACUCCUAUCAAGCUCAGUGGAAUCUGGAUCAGGCCUAUUGUUACCAGUAAAUUCGUCACAUAUAGCACUAGCAAAUGACAUCAUGUUAGUUUACAAGUAUUUUGUCAUCUUAAUUUGAUCUAUGCUGCUGUAUCUUCAGAACUUUCUUUCCAGCAUGUAGAAACUGUUUCUCGCAAUUAACUCAAGUCCUACGAUGCAUCUUAUUUAUCCAUAUUCAUUUUUUUAGUGCUUGAAGUUCACUAAAUACAACUGCGACACUGUGCCAUAACAUAGAUUAAUUUAGUAUGCAUGACAUAUGACAAAAUCUGAAUGACAAGGAAGGAGUGAAGCUUCCUCUUUUAUUACAGACUUCUAUAGAGAAUGAGAUGGUUUUGUACACCUUGACAGUCUGUCUUAAAUCCAUUAGCAAGGAACUGGAGGUACAGACUUCAUGUUGUAUUAUAUGCUAUUACUUAGAAUUAAUUAUUUGAGUUUCCUGCCUAUAUUAUCAAAAAUCACUGAUAACAGUGUUAGAUCAGCAGUUACAGUAGUGCAAACUUGGCCAUAAGCAAAGUCAAAGUUAUUUAAAUAUAAAAGAGCAGUACAAUAAACUAUUCUAAAAACAGCUGUAUUAAAAUGUAUGUAAACUUU